AUGAGCGAUAAAGCCCUUUUAAUUCUUCCAACACAAGAAGAACAAAUUAAGCUUCUGGAAGAUCAUGCAACAGAAGAGCUUUUGGAAGUCUAUAAGAAGAAUGUUCAAGUAAUUAUACUAGUAGAUACGAUGAACAGCGAUGAAAGUACCCUAAAAGAAAAAGAGUUACUUAAAUUACUUAACGAUGCAUUUCAUUAG
Messenger RNA from Diversispora eburnea, 198 nucleotides. The record is from the annotation of a GenBank genome assembly. NCBI's taxonomy places the organism in Eukaryota, Fungi, Glomeromycota, Glomeromycetes, Diversisporales, Diversisporaceae.